UCGGUGCCUCCUCGCCAUCUUGUUGCAAAGCCUUUUCUUGUCGGCGGGACUCCCGGGGGCCGCGGGGCGGGAGGCACUAGAAGGAAGGAAGAGAGGGAGGGGAAGGAAGGAGGCAGUGCCACCUUUUUUUUUUUGCAUCAAAUUAUUUUAAAUUUGCAAAUUACAUUUUGCAAGUAUUUUGGGAGACAUUGAUUUUUCUCCCCGUGCUGCCCCGUUCUUGCCUGCGGAGUGCGCUGCGCCGCCCAGCCCUGUCGCCCCCCGGAGGUGAUCCCUCCCUCCUGCCUGCCCGCCAGCCUGUCCUGUGCCUGGCUCGCGGGCCGCAGUCUCGGCCCCGGCGCGCCCCCGGCUGCUCUCGGCGCGAUGAGCAUAGAGACGCUACUGGAGGCGGCCCGCUUCCUGGAAUGGCAAGCGCAGCAACAACAGAGAGCACGUGAGGAGCAGGAGCGGCUUCGCUUGGAGCGGGAGCAGGAACAGAAGAAGGCCAGCAGCCUGGCCAGGCUGGCCCAUGCCCUGCCUGUGGAGGAACCCCGCAUCGAGGCACCACCCCUGCCUCCUCUGCCCCCACCCCCACCACUGCCCCCUACAGCCCAGCCUCUGCCCUUGGCACCUCGCCAGCCAGCCCUGGUUAGCACCCCUGGACUCAGCAUUAAGGAUUCUGCUCCCCUGCCCACCAGGCCACAGGUGCCCACCCCUGCACCCCUACUGCAAGACUCCAAGCCCACUGGCAGCCCCAAGCCUUUGCAGCCCCUCCCCACACCCAUCCUGACCAUAGCACCACACCCUGGAGUCCAGCCCCAGCUGGCCCCCCAGCAGCCACCCCCACCCACCCUUGGGACCCUGAAGUUGGCACCAGCUGAAGAGGUCAAAUCCAGCGAACAAAAGAAGAGGCCUGGGGGGAUCGGAACCAGAGAAGUCCACAACAAAUUGGAGAAGAACAGGAGGGCCCAUCUGAAGGAAUGCUUUGAGACCCUGAAGCGCAAUAUCCCCAACGUGGACGACAAGAAGACAUCGAAUCUGAGCGUGUUGCGGACGGCACUGCGGUACAUCCAGUCCCUGAAGAGGAAGGAGAAGGAAUAUGAGCAUGAGAUGGAACGGCUGGCACGGGAGAAGAUUGCCACGCAGCAGCGGUUGGCAGAGCUCAAACACGAGCUGAGCCAGUGGAUGGAUGUGCUGGAGAUUGACCGUGUGCUCCGACAGACAGGCCAGCCCGAGGACGACCAGGCUUCCACCUCUACUGCCUCUGAGGGUGAGGACAACAUAGACGAGGAUAUGGAGGAGGACCAGGCCGGCCUGGGCCUACCUAAGCUGAGCCAUCGCCCCCACCCGGAGCUGCCGAAGCCACCGCCCAGCGCCGCCCCUGCGCCUCUGCCUCCCCACCCACACCCCCACUCCCAGCCUGUGGCCCUGUCUCCUGCCCACCUGCCUGGGCAGCAGCCGCUGCCACAGCAGAAGACACCUCUGCCGGCCCCUCCUCCCCCACCAGCUGCCCCUGCCCAGACGCUGGUGCCUGCUCCGGCCCAUUUGGUGGCUGCAUCUGGGGGAGGCUCCACAGUUAUCGCCCACACGGCCACCACCCACGCCUCAGUCAUCCAGACUGUGAACCACGUUCUCCAGGGGCCAGGCGGCAAGCACAUCGCCCACAUUGCCCCCUCAGCCCCCAGCCCUGCUGUGCAGCUGGCACCUGCCACACCCCCCAUUGGCCACAUCACAGUACACCCUGCUACCCUUAACCACGUGGCUCACCUUGGCUCCCAGCUUCCCCUAUACCCGCAGCCUGUGGCAGUGAGCCAGCCCGUGGCGGUGAGCCACAUCGCCCAUACCCUCUCGCACCAGCAAGUGAAUGGCACAGCCGGGCUAGGACCCUCUGCCACUGUCAUGGCAAAGCCAGCUGUUGGGGCUCAGGUGGUGCACCACCCCCAGCUGGUGGGCCAGACAGUGCUCAACCCUGUGACCAUGGUCACUAUGCCCUCCUUCCCGGUCAGCACACUCAAGCUGGCUUGAGGAUGAGGCUACUCAGAGGCCCCCAGUGGGGGCAAGGAGGGGGACCUGUCCCCACACUCUCCCACCAGCUCCACACAUUCCAGC
Molecule: messenger RNA, 2085 nt
Organism: Miniopterus natalensis
Lineage: Eukaryota; Metazoa; Chordata; Mammalia; Chiroptera; Miniopteridae
Source: RefSeq, a predicted model, not a curated record